AGUUUGGUACAAACUCGGGGAGACUUACAGCAACUUGGUUGAGAAGUGUGAAAAACUAGGCGAUUUCUAUAGGAACUUCUCUCUUUCCCGGCUAAAUAUUCUCGAUAUGUUUUUCCUAGCUUGGAUAGGCUUAGCUUUUGCGACAGUGGCUGCUAUUCAUAUUUAUCUUCGGUUUUUUUCAAAAAGAACAAUAUCUUUCGGAAGGGCUGGAUAUGUUACUGGUUUGGGUGGGGAAUCGUGCUUUUGGGUUAACUCUGUCCUUAAAUGGCUUUACGUUCAUUUACACCAAACGCCUUGGCUUGUGCAGCAAUGGAUUGAAGAAUUGAAUAAGACUGCUUUGCAGAACACACUCAAGCCGGGGAGAGGUAAUAACUUGGAGAGACCAUCAACUAAACAACUCGGGGCCAUAACAAUUUUAUUGAUUUUCUCACAGGGUGAUGUCCAAGUUAAGUUCGAGAACAUCGUAGCCGGUAGUCUUCCACCGAAAAUUUCGAACCUUUCUACAAAUAUUGAAGACAGUGAAUCACUAACUGUUAAAGCGGAUGUUGAAGCUUGUGAUGUAGCUUUCCUUAUGACAGCGCUCCAACAAACUCAAAGCGGAGUAAUAAGCGCAAACUGCGAGCUAAACAUACAGCGACUGACUGGACAGAUUUAUGUUAUCUCCGACAUGAGAAACGAAUCUAUGCAACUUACAGCUUCUUUUGUCAAAGUUCCUGAUAUUAAAUUCAUUGUGAAACAGAGAGGAUUUGAUACACAAAUCGAACCUGGUAGAAUAGAAACAGCCGUUAGAAGAGCAAUAUCGGAUACUAAGGUCUUUUGGAAUGUUAGCCUGAACUCUCUGAAUACUAAUAUGCAAAGACCUUUAACCCUAAAUAAUCAAAUAAGAGAUUCAUACCAGAAUACACAUGCUGCAUACAAGUAUAAUUCCAUGGAUAUGAGACAUGAACCCAAUAUGGACUCAUACCAAACAAAUGAAGUUCGAAAAGAGGAAGAGGAUGUUUCGGAUAAAGCCUCGAAUGGUAGCACUAGCGUAAUGCCAUCUAGUGAUAGAAAUAGUACUGUCUUAAGGAGGCCUCUGUGGGCCAGAAAUAGAGAUUCAUCGCAGUAUUACCCGCUUAACGUGGCAAAGACUGCUAUAAGGGACCGAAAGCUUUUGGUUAAAGUUAUUAAGGCAACUGGCGUUUCAGACAUAGAUACUGGUAUGUCAGAUCCUUACUGUAUCGUAUCGAUGGACGAACCAGCUCAAAAACACUCAACCUCUGCUUGUAAACAUACUUUCAAUCCUUUCUGGGACGAACACUUUCUUUUCGAUUUAAAUGACGCAACUCAACAACUAAGGUUUGAACUAUACGACAAAUCGAAAAAUCCAGGCAAUGACUUCUUAGGAAGAGCAUUCGUUAUGGUAGAUGAAUUGCGUUCAACACCAGGCAGUAGACAAAUUCUACCUUUGGCAGGAAAACCAAAGGGACAAGGCGGGUCACUGACUGUAGAGUUCCUUUUCGUGGAAUCAAAUGAUAACACAGCAUACAAUGAUUUACCUAGAAGGCACAUAGAUACAACAAGAACGGUAAGCAAAUAUUUUAUAUUUCUAGUGUAG
Dimorphilus gyrociliatus is the source of this 1597-nucleotide messenger RNA. Lineage: Eukaryota; Metazoa; Annelida; Polychaeta; Dinophilidae. The record is from the annotation of a GenBank genome assembly.